AUGAAUACAGAUAAAUUAUUUUUAUUAGUAUGGAGAAAUUUAUAUUUAAGAUCAUUAAUAUUUCAAAAAAUUAAAGAUCAUAAUGAAUAUAUUAAGAGUUUAAGGUUUAGGAGUGCAGAAUUUAACGAUAUUCAAGAAAUAGCAGUGUAUCCAUACAGAAACUAUUUAAAAAAAGUCAGCAUUUUAUUUGCAAAUAAAAUACAAAUCAAUGUUGAUCUGGAAACAAUUAUUCCAAGAAAUGUCGAAUGGUUAACUCUACAUCAAAGAACUAUUGAAUUUAAAAUUCCACAUUGGAUCAAAUCGUUAACAAUACCAAAUCCCGUGACACCAAUGCCUAUAAUACUUUCCAAUAUUUCAAGUUUAGAAACACUUAAAAUUAGUCGAGAAAAAACAGUAGCUUCCAAAAUUACAGGUUCAAUGGAUAAUCUCAAAGCUGGUGAUUUACCAAACACAUUAAAAAAACUAGAGGUUGGAUUGAAUCAUUUUCAUAUAAAAGAUGAUUUACCAAAUGGUUUGGAAACUCUAAUAUUGGGAUAUUGUAACGGAUUUAGAAUUGGCACUUUACCAUCCAGUUUAAAGGAGCUUUAUAUUAACACCACAGUUACAAUGUUACCUGUUGGCUACAAUACCAAAUAUUUAUCAACACCAGGUUCUCUACCAAAUAGCAUUCACUCUUUAAAAAUAGCAAAUUAUGGUCAAACCAAUAUCAUUUAUCCAGAAUCACUUAGAAAUAAUUACUAA
Molecule: messenger RNA, 741 nt
Organism: Dictyostelium purpureum
Lineage: Eukaryota; Evosea; Eumycetozoa; Dictyosteliales; Dictyosteliaceae
Exons: 1
Coding region: 1-741 (246 amino acids)
Source: RefSeq, a predicted model, not a curated record